Lolium perenne is the source of this 867-nucleotide messenger RNA. Its product is annotated as very-long-chain aldehyde decarbonylase GL1-9-like. Lineage: Eukaryota; Viridiplantae; Streptophyta; Magnoliopsida; Poales; Poaceae. Gene Ontology annotation, biological process: lipid biosynthetic process. Gene Ontology annotation, molecular function: iron ion binding; oxidoreductase activity. The record is from RefSeq and is a predicted model, not a curated record.
AUGUCAGUUACCCAAAGUCACGGCAAAACUCUGGAGUUAUGUUUGCUGGUGAUGGGCACAUGGAAAUACUUUGUGCACCGCUACAUGCACCAGAACAAAUUCCUCUAUCGACAUAUCCACUCGCAACAUCACCGUUUGAUCGUUCCUUAUGCCAUCGGGGCUCUCUACAACCACCCACUAGAGGGGCUCCUUUUGGACACUUUGGGUGGUGCUAUGUCCUUCGUUGUCUCUGGCAUGACGCCAAGGACUGCCGUGUUCUUCUUCUAUUUUGCUGUGCUCAAGGGUGUCGACGAUCACUGCGGACUCUGGUUGCCAUACAACAUCUUCCAGAACUUGUUCCAAAACAAUACCGCCUAUCAUGAUAUCCACCAUCAGCUCCAAGGCACGAAGUACAAUUACUCCCAGCCGUUCUUCUCGGUCUGGGACAGGAUUCUAGGAACCCACAUGGCCUACGACCUAGUGAGCCGGAAGGAAGGGGGCUUUGAAGCAAGGCCGUUGCGAGACUAGCUUUGAGCUCAUUGAAGUGUAUAGAACUCAAGCGACCCAGCAGGAUGUACAAAAAUGCUCUUCCGCUCCCUUCCUCGUGAUCAGCAGCUUAUAAGAUGAUGAAGGCAUUCCAGUACCCCCAGCUCCUUUUUCUUUUUCGCGUCUCGGCGGAAAGCCAUUCGGUAGUGGAGAGUGGAGAAGACUCUGAAGCUAUUGGAUUGUGUGUUCUUUUUCCUACAGUUAAUCUAGUAGGAGCGCCCACCUCAAACGGAGAAAUGAUGUUGUCCCGGGCAUGGGAGGUCACGUGCAUGUUUCUACCACUGAUUCUCUGCUUUAAGAUUUGUGCCACACAGUGUUACCAAGUUUCAUUGAGUUUCAACA